AUGGACAAGUUCAAGUCGUGGACCAGCACCGUCUCCAACAGCAUCACACCCUUCGCGACCCAGUCGCAGCAAUGGAUCAAGGAGCGCACCGGCAAUGCGACCGAGAAGACCGAACUGCCGCACGACUACGUUGAGCUCGAAACGCGCAUCGAUGCGCUGAAGCAGACACACUCCAAGCUGCUUGCUGCAACCAGCCAGUAUGCCAACGAGGCUUACGACUACCCACCAAAUGUCCGCGAGAGCUUCCAGGACUUGGGCAGGAGUAUCAGCGAUAAGGUGAACCUCCUCUCCAAGGCCAGCAACGCCAGCGAGGCCCAAGCAGCCUUCACCGCACCACCCUCCGCCAAGCCACAGCCAAAGACCUUCGCCCACGCCAUCGCUCGCGCCUGCCUCUCCGGCUCGCAGACCAUCUCCACCGCCACACCCCAAGGCUCCACCGAGCCCGACCCACUCGCACAAGGUCUCGAGAAGCUCGCCAUCUCCUCCGAGAAAGUCGGCGAGGCACGUCUCGAUCAAGAUGAGAAGAUCCAGGGCAAGUUCCUGGCGGGCUGGAGCACAACUCUCAACCAGAGCAUCAAGUCCGCAGACAAAGCCCGCACCGCCGUCCAGAACGCCCGUCUCCAACUCGAUGCCGCCAAGUCCAAGGCUGCGGCCGGCGGUAAGCAUGAGGAGAGCUACACCGAGCAGCAGCGUCGCGCCAUCGAGCAGGCGGAAGAUCAAUUCGUUGAGAAGGUCGAUGAGGCUACAAGCAUUAUGAGGAAUGUCCUGGACACACCCGAGCCAAUGAGGAAUUUGGUAGAGUUGGCCAAGGCACAAGCUGAGUACCACAUGCGAUCUGCAGAGAUCUUGGAGGAUGUUGCGAAGCAGCUCGAGGAAAUCCAAGUGGAGCAGGAAACUGAGUAUAGGAAGGCGCGUGAUGGACAAGAGGUUUCUCGAUGA
Molecule: messenger RNA, 939 nt
Organism: Fulvia fulva
Lineage: Eukaryota; Fungi; Ascomycota; Dothideomycetes; Mycosphaerellales; Mycosphaerellaceae
Exons: 2
Coding region: 1-939 (312 amino acids)
Source: RefSeq, a predicted model, not a curated record